AUGACUGGACGCGAGUCUAAUCGUAUAAAGGAUGCGGAGAAGAAACGUGUGCUUGAUGAAGCUGCACGACAACGACGCGCACGCAAGGCGCUUGAAGCGCUCGAACAAGAUAAUUUCCAUGAAGAUCCACAUGCCGAUUUGGUGAUGUCUAAGAAAUUGCCGAAAUUUCAAGAUGGUACUAAGAACACUAAAGAAAAGAAAAGCAAACGGAAAGGUGCCGAGUACUAUAGAGCGAAGUAUCGUAAAAAUUUUCCCCAGCUAUUGGAAGAAUGCAAACAAAACUCUACAGAUGCGCCUAAUUACUUGAACGCUUUGGCACCAUCACCCAAUAAGCCACCACGACGUUUCUGUGCUGUUUGCGGUAAUUUCUCAAAAUACACUUGCACCGCUUGUGGCACGCACUACUGCUGCAUUCGUUGUUUGGGCACACAUCAGGAUACGCGUUGUCUUAAAUGGACAGCUUGAAGUUUUCUUUUAAGUAUAGAAUUUUGUUGGAUAAUUGGUUUUUUAUGAUGCUGUUUUGUGGUAAACUUUUAAAGCAUUGAAAUAUGUACAUAUAAACUACAAGCAAGUCCUCAAGCAAAAAUAAAGAGUUUCAAAAUAUUAUUUCUUUAUGCAAGAGCUCCUGUGCGAAAAGCUACAUUUAUCUAUAAAGAAUCCACAAAUGAACGCUAAAUUUGUGCUUAUAACGGGCUUAAAUAUUUUCUAACAUCAAACCGGGCGAUCUAUAUAUAAUGGUUAUUGUCCAAAGAUAAGACGCAUCACAACGCCAGCAGCAAAUAAAAUUCCAUUUCUCUAAUUUCACUUUCAUUCGAAUUUCGCAAGUGAAAUAAGUGGUAGGGGCAAACAAUUGCGGCUGCAUGGAGGUGACGAUAAUCAUAUUUACUUACACU
This is a messenger RNA of Zeugodacus cucurbitae (melon fly), 893 nucleotides long. RefSeq names its product zinc finger HIT domain-containing protein 1. Gene Ontology annotation, biological process: chromatin remodeling. The record is from RefSeq and is a predicted model, not a curated record. NCBI's taxonomy places the organism in Eukaryota, Metazoa, Arthropoda, Insecta, Diptera, Tephritidae. Gene Ontology annotation, molecular function: nucleosome binding. Gene Ontology annotation, cellular component: Swr1 complex. The transcript is spliced from 4 exons. The coding region runs from base 1 to 465 and encodes 154 amino acids.